AAAAAGGGCAAUUGAUUUGGUAGAGGUAACACGACAAGAGCCAUGGCUAGCUGGAUGCCACUGACUGGGACAACGGUCCUUGCCGUAACGAUGUUUUUGGCCCAUAGCUUCGAGCGUGUUUCCCCAAGCUGGCGGAAGUGGUGUGGUCAACACCUGGACUUCACGGGAGAGGCUCUUUUGCAGGGAAAACUUUGGGUUCUCUUCUCCAGUAGUUUUUUUCAUGGCACUAAUUCCCAUUUGCUUCGAGAAGUCUUUCUGCUGAUUCUUGCUGGGGCACCUGCAGAAGAAGAGCUGGGAACCUUCGUCUUUCUCGUUGUGUUUUUGCUCUCGGGAGCUUGCGGCUGCUGGCUCAGCUGGCUAACUUUGCGUCACCAACUCCGACACAGUGCCGAUUUCGCGUCCAUGCCCGUGGAACAUGUGGACGCUGUGGCAAACCUCUCUAACAGCCGGGGUUCCAGCGCAUGUGUCUAUGGCGCAGCUGUGCUGGGGAUUCUGGUGGCCGGACACCAAAGUUUGGCAGCUUCAUUCAGACUUUCUUCGCCCCAAGCCAAAGCCAUGCUUGUGGGAGCACGUUUGGCGCCAGAGUUUGUGUCGCCUGUGAGUACACGCCUCCGGAAGCACCUGCCUUUCUAUGUGAGCGCGUGCACGGCGUUAGUGUAUUUAGCUGCCUGUGCACCGGCAGACCUAACUGUUUCCAAUGCCAUUCUAGUUUGGUUUGCGUUUCACUGUUUCUUCCGCACGUUUCCCAACAUCUUAGCCCUGGAUGUGCGAGAGUACGCAGCCACUGAUUUUGCUGGGCACAUCUAUGGCGCGCUUUUCGCGGCCAUGUGUGGAACUUGCCAUUUGAUCCUUCAAUCACAAGCUCUGCCAGCGCUGCAGUCCUGGCUGGCGCUAUUGGUUCUUCUUGUAGCGACCCUCCCGUAGAUGUGGAGUUUUAAAGAAAGAAGACGGCCCUGCCAGUGAGAGGGGCUUUGUUGGUGGUUCUACUUGCUCGGGAGUGUAUAUAAUAUAAAAGUAUUUUUUCGCCUACGAUAGCCGGCCUUUGAUGAUAGACUUAACUGAAAA
Durusdinium trenchii is the source of this 1065-nucleotide messenger RNA. The record is from the annotation of a GenBank genome assembly. Lineage: Eukaryota; Dinophyceae; Suessiales; Symbiodiniaceae.